CGGACACUUAUGUUAGGGAAAUUAAAUUAGGCUAAUUUAUUUUACUCUAUGAGGAAGGUAGUGCUGAAUAGUUGGCGUACGGGCUCAUGCGACCUCCCGGCGUGCAGCGUCACGGGCGAUGUGUCUGUCAUUCGACACGGAUGGCGUGUUGACAACGAAGCCGCUUGAUUCUGUUCGCCGCUUUUUUUGCGAGACGUGGCAAAUCUUAUCAUUUAAAGUUGUAUUUUUAGACCAAGCAAAUGAAACCGUUUUCCGUCUGAUAUAUUGGACAUUGUUCUGAAAGCAGUAUGUCCCUCUACGCCGUGAUUAUUCCGGUGCUCUGUAUUAUUUUCUCGGCUUGGCAGGUGAGUGCAAAUGAGGACUGCUUGUGGUAUGUGGACAAAAAUGGCACCUGGCACAAUGGCUUUGACUGUCCUCUCAUAACCUUCUGCUGUGGGAACUGUCAUCGCCGAUACUGCUGCCUGGAUGGCUUUAAGAUGAUCACUGAGGCUGGACAGAAACGCUGCAUGCUGUUCCAUCUCAGCCCAUCCACUAUAGCUGGCAUCGCUUCAUCCAUCUUCCUCUUCGUGGCUGCUAUAGCAACCAUGGUCUGUUGCUUCAUGUGUUCCUGUUGCUACCUGUACCAGCGCCGUCAGCAACGUGGUAGGACCCCUUAUGAAGCCCAGCACAUUCCAAUGGCCAGAUAUCCUGUGGAGCCCAUGUACGAUGCUUAUGGGAAACCCAUAGGAUAUCCUGAUUACCCUGGAUACCCGAUGGUGCCACAGUACCCUGGUGUCCCACACCAAUAUCCUUUGAUGCCCCAGGGUCCUUAUCCUCUGAAUCCUCCUGAUGCAGGAUACAGUCAAGCAGCUCCUCCGCCAUACUCCCCUCCCCAGUAUCCAGGGCACUGAGAGAGUCCCUCAGCAGGAGAGGGUAACACAUACAAUGGGUGGAGAAGGUGGCCCAUGCUUGUUUGGAAUCCCUUGUAUGAGAAGCACUUUUAUUAUUUAUUUCUUGAUUAAUUGGUGGAGUGCAGCAUGAACUGACCUUGGAUCACCUCGCUUUGGAGCAUUUCCUCAUUUGAUGUACAGCUUUCCUGUGUCACUAAUCUGUAAGACUCCUCCAGCUUAAGCAACUCACAGACUCAAAAGACAUUAAAAUGAACUGACUGGGGUCACUUUGCUUUGUGCCAUUCUGUCAAACUCUCCGAAAUGGACAGUUAAAUGUGAUUUUCCUGCUGACAAACACACGCAGAAGACGCUGGUUGACUUCUGAUUCAUCCAGGAUUUUGGUCGUCGUUCAACCAAAGGAGAAGAGGCUUGUGUCAAUUGCACUUUACUCUGCAAUAGACUUGCUUAUGUGUAUUUAUUUGACUACUAAUCCAUGCAUGUCAUAUGCAUCAUUAAUAUCACAUCUUGCUGUACACAUGCAGUAUGUAAAUAAGAGAUACUGAUAUAAAGAUACUAAGAAAGAACUUUUUUCAUAGCAUCCUCACAACCAACCAAAACUUUGUUGUUACAAGUUUGUGUUCAUUCGGUGCCAUUUGAUUUGCAUCUUGCCUUUAGAUGACACCCAACGCUGAGGAACUUUCUGUUUAUAGAUCUGGCAUGAGGUUGAGAUGUAUUGUUAACACAACUUAGAUUUGCAUGUCUUUAAUUGUAUGGUAUGCUACUUAGGCCAGCUGUUAAGGACAUCCGAGUAAGAUUUUCAUUCUGUGAGCUGUCUGUAUAUUUUUCUUUGUUUGAAUAAUCUUUUUGAUCUAUAAAACUUUUCACAGUCAUUUAUAUUUAGCACAUCCUCAUAGUGAAAAUGUUUUGUCACUUUCAAAUUUCAUCAUACAUUAUACAAAGCUUAGUGACCCUUUUAAAGGGUAAAAUAAAAUGUAAAUUAAUUUAAGUAUUAUCUCUGUCUGAGAAAUCGAAAUUUAAAGAACCUGUUUAAAAUGUCAAUGUCAGAUGCAUUUGAGGUGUGAUAGACUUGUUUUGGAUUUGAAGUUCUUUCUGCUACCUCCUCUCACGUGUGUAAUAUUAGUUGUGAUGGCUUGUCUACUGUUUGAAUAACUUGUAAGCUAAGUUCAUGUAUGGUUAACAGUGCUGUUUUUUGCGAUAUACAGCAUAUGCUAAUGUCACUUUGGAAUGUGAAGUACAAAUAAGAAAAGGAUCUAUAAAAUAUUUUUUUACAAUGUGGAAUAAUAACGAGUAUUUUAAACUUUGAGCAAAGACAAACAGUACUAGUGUUUGAACUUGCACUAAUAAUCCUAAUUGAAAAGAAUGGACAUGAAAGUAUUGCAUAAAUCUUUUUCUUUUUUCU
Xyrauchen texanus (razorback sucker) is the source of this 2289-nucleotide messenger RNA. It is a transcript of the gene shisa4, whose product is annotated as shisa family member 4. Lineage: Eukaryota; Metazoa; Chordata; Actinopteri; Cypriniformes; Catostomidae. The record is from RefSeq and is a predicted model, not a curated record. The coding region runs from base 288 to 890 and encodes 200 amino acids. The transcript is spliced from 5 exons.